Nylanderia fulva is the source of this 1969-nucleotide messenger RNA. RefSeq names its product peroxisomal biogenesis factor 11ab (gene Pex11ab). Gene Ontology annotation, biological process: peroxisome fission. NCBI's taxonomy places the organism in Eukaryota, Metazoa, Arthropoda, Insecta, Hymenoptera, Formicidae. Gene Ontology annotation, cellular component: peroxisomal membrane. The record is from RefSeq and is a predicted model, not a curated record.
AAGUAUAUUUAGUAAUAAUAUUAAGAUAAAUUAUUUUGUAUGAAUAAAAAGAUGUUUUUAUGUUAUGUAUGAAUUGAUAAUAAAAUGGAUGUGUUUUGUGAAUGAUUUGGUUUUAAAAAUGGCGCUAAAUGAAACGUACGAAGAUGUGUUUUAUUGGUGUGGAAUGAAUAAGUGAAUUGAGCAUGGACUAUAGAGACACACCUUUUCGCUUCCACUGGCUCCCACUUCCCAGAGGCCCAGUAAUGUAAAUUGAAACACCAAUUCCCUCAUUCUCACAUAGAUAUAUUUUGACGAUUAACAAAUUUUGAUACAUAAUUUUAAUUAAUCUUGCAUUAAUUUUUUAAGCCACUGCAUAAUAUUGGAAUAUUCUUUAUUAGCUAUUGAAAAUAAAAUAAUUGUCGCAAAUAAGUAAUAAGAAAUGUUUUCAUUAAUGUAAAAUAUAUUUCUUUAAAUUUUUCUAAUAUAAUUUCGCUUUGAAUUACAAAGUCGUAGUUUCAAAGACAUGUACGCAUAAUAAAAAUGUUGAAAAUUGAAAAAUUCAAUAAGAAUGAUUGUUCGCCCCUUCGAUUUGCUCAAUUUAUGCGCGAUUUGAUCGAUUCUAAAUUAAUAAAAUAAAUUAUAUAAACAAUUAAAUGUGACGAAUAAACUAAUGUAUAUAAAUCUUGGUGCAUAUAUUUUAAUCUUAAUCUUCCAAAAUCACAAAGAUAUGACAAAUAAAUACAUAAAUUUUUUUCAUAACCUCUCAAUAUAGAUACAUCAUUGUCAGAGUUUUUUUUUCUACAUAAAUUCUUUCAAACUAUACUUACAAUCAGUUCAGAGUACACAACACACAGAUGACUGGCUGAUUGUAAUGAUAAAACAGUCGUCGAUUAUCGUAAUAAAUAUAUGUUAUGGUAAAUGUGAGAAACGCGCAAAAAACUUCAAUAUAUAUCUGUAUUUAACUUGCUUUUUGCAAGAAUUACAUUAAACUGCAUAUACUGUUUUGUGAGAAAAUACAAAAGAGGAAGAAGAGAGAGAAAUAGUCUUUAUCCAAACUAUUUUCUCUUUCGUUUCUAUUUUUAUGUUAUUUACGCAUUGUGAGUUCAAAUAACUCUUGAAAGAAAUCAUGGACAUUGUUGUGAGGCUGAACGAGCAAACGGCAGGCAGGGAUAAAAUAAUAAGAUUAUUACAAUAUGGAAGUCGUGCUUAUUGGUACUAUGCGCAGAAUACACAAAGCACAAGAUUCUCUGCAGAAAUUUUGAGGAGUUUAGAGUUCACUUUUAGUUCAUUCCGAAAAUUACUUCGCCUUGGAAGAUGCUUAGACAGCUUAUACUCGGCUCUAAAAAUGAUGAAGUAUCCUGAUCCAACAGUGAAGAUUACAUUAACUACGGCAAAAAUAGCAAAUGCUUUGUAUUUACUGGCAGAUCAUUUUAUUUGGGUGGGCAGAGUAGGAAUUUUAAGAGUUAAUCUGGAAAAGUGGAAUAGAGUUGCAAAUAAAUAUUGGCUAGUGACUAUUAUUAUGAGUUUAAUAAGAGAUAUUUAUGAAAUUAUCAAGAUUUUAAAACACGAGAAAAAUAUAUUUAAACAAUAUCAAAUAUUAUCCUGUUUAAGGAAUCAUAAGAAAGUGGUGAUGGAUACUGUUAAAAAUGGAUGUGAUUUAUUUAUUCCAUUGACAGCAUUAGGUAUCACAAAAUGUACUCCUGGUACAGUAGGUUUACUUGGAAUAAUUUCUUCAUUUAUUGGUCUAUGUACCAUUAUCAAUCCACUUUAUAAAUUAACUCCAUCUUAGAAGAAAAUAUUAAUCUAAUGUGUAUGUUUAUAUAUGUGUAUGUACAUUUUUUGGUUGGUGGAGAGGCGUAUAAAUGCAUAUAAAGAAGUGGGCUAUAUGCAAUAUUUUUAUAUAAAAAUAUUAUAUUAUUUUAUAAUUAUAAACCAUUAAAAACAUUGAUAUGUAAUUAUCAGGAAAAAAUAGAUGGGAUGGAUUCAACAA